AUGAGUGUUCUCUUGCUUCUGUUACUCAUGUUGGUAAAUAAUGUGCGCGCUAUCGUGACGCCAGAUGCAGUGAUUGAUUCUACACCAGCCUCAAGUGAUGAAAGUAUUGUUUAUUCAGAGGAGUCAACGGUCUCAGAUGUGGAAUUGAAGCAAAAUGAUUUGGUAACGGGCGAUAAUGUCGACAAUGAUGCCUUUUCAAAUGUGGAACAUAUUAAAGAGUCGGAGGAUCCUAUUACAGACGCAGAGUUAGUAGACGACGAUGUGGAUCCACUGCUAGACGUACCUAGUGGUUUGUUUGAAGUUGUUGAUGUUGAUAGCGUAGACAAUCGCAAGCGUCAAAAUUACGCUUCACUGGACGCUGGUGCCACAGUUUUGGAUGCUGCACCGGAUACAAAAAGCCCUACAAAUCUUUUAGUGCCGGAUAAAGAUCGCUACAUGCUCAUACCGUGUUCAAAAGCUCGAAAAUGGGUCGUUAUUAGCCUCUCCGAGGACGUUCAUGCAGAUGCUAUUGCAAUUGCUAAUUACGAAAAAUUUUCAUCUCCCGUGAAGGAGUUUAUUGUACUGGGUAGCGUCAAUUAUCCUACCGACACAUGGCUCGUGUUGGGCAAUUUUACAGCUUCAGACACAAACGGUGAGCAGAUUUUUCAACUGGACGCACAACAACACGUGCGGUAUAUCAAGUUUCGCUUCUUAUCACAUUAUGGAUCUGAAUAUUACUGCACGCUAAGUCAACUGCGAGUUUUUGGGCGGACAUUUACGCAAGUCAUCUCUCAGUUGGAAAAGAGCAUUGAUGCAGAAGUGGAAGCUUUAGAUGCGCAGACUGCUGCUUCGACGCCACAACUACCGACUGUGUCCGAAAAUACAGAUAAUGUGAUGCAUCGCAUUUCGGAACCGGCAGACCUUUUAAACCAAUGUUUGAUGGAGAAGAACAACAUUGUCGUCGCGAUCUUUUACAACGCGACUCAACGAAUUAAGCACUAUCACAACAAUGGAAUGUGCUGUCUAGUCGACUAUUCGCCGAAGCAGAUUGAAGCCGAAAUUACUGCUACUUCAAGCAAUACUGACCAAUUGGUUACAGCAAACAUUGAGGCUAUUGCUGCAGAAGUUGGUGAAAGCUCCGCGAAUCAACCAAGCUCGUCGCUCAGUGGUAUUACUACAAAUACGACGAGUAGUCCUGCUGUCAACGGCCCAAGUGCCGAUAUGACAGCAUCAAGCAGUAGUGCAUUCCCAGCAUCUUCUGUGGUACCAACAUCCAUUAAUUUGAUCGGAUCGUCAGCCCAAGGUCUUGGUCGACUGGAAAGCAUCUUUGUGCGAAUUACAAAAAAGAUUCAAGCUCUCGAAGGAAAUCAGACUGUGAUGGCAAGACAAAUCGAAGAAUAUCAUACCCAACAUUGGGCAGCAAUCAAGCAGUUGCAGUUUAAUCAAGAAGCAUUUAGAGGACAGUUUCAAGAACUUAACAUCAUGAUUACAGAUCUGAAAGAAUAUGUGGCAAAAGAACUUUUGACGAGCGAGCAGGCUUUAUCGAGUUUUAAGCGGCUUCUUGAUGAUAAUAAGCGGGACAAUGUUGCACUUUGGAACGAGAUGCUUAUUGUUCGUGAGGUUAUCAUGACGAUGAAAGCUGGCAUUUUGUGCGCAAUCGUCCUAUCGACAUUAAUAAUUUUCUUCUAUCUUUUUCGACUGCUGCUUCGCUGUGUAUUAAAGUGCAAGGAACGUGCCGAUCUUCGGGAAUGGUUUUGGCGAAUGGAAAACCACGAAAGCAGUCCGAUUAGUCGAGGCAAAAAUGCGUUGGCCAAUGCAAUGACUGCAGGAUCUCUGCAUGUGAAUCGGAACGCUCAGUUCGGUUCAUCAUGGGAUGAUUCAGCCAUAGAGCGAAAAACUUUAGUUAGUGACAUGGUAGGUGAGGGUCCGCAUAAAUUUCGUCGACAUCGAGCAAAACGAGCAAGUCGUUCGAAAAAUUAA
Molecule: messenger RNA, 1959 nt
Organism: Plasmopara halstedii
Lineage: Eukaryota; Oomycota; Peronosporomycetes; Peronosporales; Peronosporaceae
Exons: 7
Coding region: 1-1959 (652 amino acids)
Biological process (GO): protein folding in endoplasmic reticulum
Cellular component (GO): cytoplasm; membrane
Source: RefSeq, a predicted model, not a curated record